CGCUGCGGCCGGUGUGAGCGCUGCCGCCCCGGUGCCCGCAGGGCGAUGGCGAGGCUGCGGGACUGCCUGCCCCGCCUGCUGCUCGCGAUCCGGUCCCUGCUCUUCUGGUCCCUGGUCUACGGCUACGGCGGGCUCUGCGCCUCCGCCCACCUGCUCCAGCUCCUGUGGAGCCUCGGCCGGGGCCCCGCGCGCACCUUCCGGCGGGGCGCGCGGGGGCACCCGCCCCGGUGCCUGAGCGACCCCUCCCUGGGCACCCACUGCUACGUGCGCCUCAAGGAUUCUGGACUGAGAUUUCAUUAUGUUGCUGCUGGAGAAAGAGGCAAACCACUCAUGCUGCUACUUCAUGGAUUUCCAGAAUUCUGGUAUUCUUGGCGUCACCAGCUAAGGGAGUUUAAAAGUGAAUACCGAGUUGUGGCGCUGGAUUUGAGAGGCUAUGGAGAAACAGACGCUCCCAUUCAUCGAGAGAAUUACAAACUGGACUGUCUAAUUACAGAUAUAAAGGAUAUUUUAGACUCCUUAGGUUAUAGCAAAUGUGUUCUUAUUGGCCACGACUGGGGGGGCAUGAUUGCCUGGCUAAUUGCCAUCUGUUAUCCUGAAAUGGUGAUGAAGCUUAUUGUUAUUAACUUCCCUCAUCCAAAUGUAUUUACAGAAUAUAUUUUACGACACCCUACCCAGCUGUUCAAAUCCAGCUGUUAUUACUUCUUCCAGAUACCAUGGUUCCCAGAAUUUAUGUUCUCAAUAAAUGAUUUCAAGGCUUUGAAACAUCUGUUUACCAGCCAUCGCACUGGCAUUAGAAGAAAAGGUUGUCAAUUAACCACGGAAGAUCUUGAAGCUUAUAUUUAUGUGUUUUCCCAGCCUGGAGCAUUAACUGGUCCAAUUAACCAUUUCCGAAAUAUCUUCAGCUGCCUGCCUCUCAAACAUCACACGGUGACCACUCCAACACUACUACUGUGGGGAGACAAAGACGCAUUUAUGGAGGUUGAAAUGGCUGAAGUCACAAAGAUUUAUGUUAAAAACUAUUUCAGGCUAACUAUUUUGUCAGAAGCCAGUCACUGGCUUCAGCAAGAACAACCUGACAUAGUGAACAAAUUGAUAUGGACAUUUCUAAAAGAAGAAACCAGGAAAAAAGAUUGACUUGUCUUUAUCUGCUAUGGGAGGUCGGUAAUAAAAUCUCUAAAUAUAUUUUUUAAAUUGUUCAUUAACUUCUGUGAAAUUCACUAGGAAAACAUUGCUUUCACAUGCUUUAUCAUCAAUAAAUAUCCUGACAACUAUUGCUGGAAAAAAAAAAAUCUGAGAAUGUGUGUGAACUGGUAAUAUAAUGUCGAUUUUCCUCUAUUGUAUUUUACACAGAAAACCACCUGCCUUAAAAUGCACACACUUGUACAAAAAG
Messenger RNA from Pipistrellus kuhlii (Kuhl's pipistrelle), 1390 nucleotides. It is a transcript of the gene EPHX4, whose product is annotated as epoxide hydrolase 4. The transcript has 7 exons. Gene Ontology annotation, molecular function: hydrolase activity. The record is from RefSeq and is a predicted model, not a curated record. Lineage: Eukaryota; Metazoa; Chordata; Mammalia; Chiroptera; Vespertilionidae. Bases 46 to 1134 code for a protein of 362 amino acids.